Molecule: messenger RNA, 3895 nt
Organism: Dreissena polymorpha
Lineage: Eukaryota; Metazoa; Mollusca; Bivalvia; Myida; Dreissenidae
Product: toll-like receptor 4
Exons: 2
Coding region: 82-2874 (930 amino acids)
Biological process (GO): signal transduction
Molecular function (GO): protein binding
Source: RefSeq, a predicted model, not a curated record
GUCAAUAAUUUCCUCAAAACUAUUAUGUUUUAUGAUACGUGUGUUUUCUUUUUACAAGAAAAUUAGUUUUAAAACUCGCAUAUGCAAUUUAAGAAUAUUCGCUGCGGACAGAUCAUGGCGAUUUUAAAACCGUAUAAGUUGUCCUUGCUGAUGAUUCUUGGAUUCUCCAUGACUUCUGUCGCCGAACCUAUUGAUGAAAUGUGUUCACCAUGUGUAUGUGUUUCGAGCGAUGAACGGGCUUUGUACAAUGUAGAUUGUAGAUUCAACAAAAACCUGGAAGGGAGAUUGCCAGAGUUCAAGGACAUAAAUGAAAGUAAGAUUAGAUCCCUGAACAUGUCGGGCACAAGUCUAUACAAUUUAAAAAACCAAACACAAACACCUUUUGAAUUUUACAGCAAUUUACAAGAACUGGAUUUGUUCAACACUUCAAUUAAUUUGUCGAAGAAUAACAGUGCAACAGUAAACAGCGAAACGUUUAAAGGUCUUGAAAAGCUUGCGGUUCUAAAUAUCGCCCAUAACGAACAGUUCCCGGUCACCAGUGAAACCGACAGUAACGUUUUUAAACGUUUAACGUCUCUGAAAAAACUGAUUAUGUAUCAAAUAAAUUUGAUACCAAGCGGUAAUAUGAGUUACCCAAGUCAAAUAUUGAGAUAUUUUUUAACAUUAGAAGAAAUAUGGAUCGAUGGAUUUUCAGUUCUUCCUUUUGGAACGGAGUUUCUGAGUAUGCCAAACUUAACAGUUAUUCGAAUAUCAGGGGACUUAAUUAGGCCAAUAUGGCAGGACCAAGAUUUCUGUUAUAUGCAAAAUAUCAAUGACAACACAUUUGCGAACUUGCUGUUUGUCAGAAAUUUAUCAAUCCUGAACUGUGGUGUAAAGACAAUUUCGAGGUAUGCUUUUAUAAACACGAAGAGCCUUCGUAUGCUUGAUUUAUCUAUGAAUUAUGAGUUGGGCCUUGGGGAACUAGACGGCUUGAGAAGUCUUAAUUCGGGACUCGAAGUUCUUAUUAUGGACAGUCUAACACACCCGAACAAAUUAGAAUGCCCAAACAGAAUUAUGAAAUCGACUGUUGAAUUAAUUAAACAUAUAACAGCUCUCAAAAUGGUUUCAUUAGAUUAUAACAAGAUUUCAGAGAUUGACAAGGACGCUUUUGAAAUAAUUCCAGAAAGCUUAGAACAUCUACGAGUAAGACGAAAUAAAUUUGAGCUAGGAUAUUAUCUGCUUUAUGCAAGUCGGAUGAAGAAUUUAAGAAAGCUUGAGGCAUCAUUCACCCACAUGGAUCUCCAGUUUUCUGUUUUGAAUGACAACUUAGAGUUUAAACAUCCUCAAAUGUAUCAAUAUAAUAAUAUCACAUUGGCCCACAAAAAUGUUAAUUCUUUAUCUCUUUCCAAUGAAAACAAUUCUUACAUCGGACAUCAUAAGGACUUAGAUUGCCCCAAAUCGCUUUUAUAUUUUAUUCCAACUGUUGUCAUUACAGCUUUUAUCCCGCCUAAAUUGGAAUACCUCGAUAUAAGUCACAGUAAGAUUGGAUUUCCAAUAUACGAUUUCUAUAUCGAUUCCAACAACUCACUAAAAACUGUCAUUGCUUCUAAUUCUCUAUUGUACUGCUGGGAUGGGCCGGUGCAUGGUUUGCACAAUAUUGAAAUGAUUGAUCUCAGUAACAACUUUUGUUCAAAUGUAAAUGAAAAUUUCUUUACAAGUAUUCUAAAACUGAAACGUUUACACAUCCAACGAAAUUACCUGCAUUUGGUUGUUGCAUACAAGAAGAUUUUUCAGUCAAACAGCGAACUUGAAUAUAUUGACUUAUCCAUUAACCGAAUCAAUAACAUCCAUCCACAACUAUUUAAACAUCAGAACAAAUUGAAAUGGCUUAAUUUAUCAAUGAAUAAUUUAAUGGUCGUUGAUUAUACUAUAUCUCACAUGCAAUUACUACGCGUGCUAAAUCUAUCAGAUAAUCACAUUACGACACUUAGUAAAGAGUUCCGUUCUGACCUGGAAGGCAUUGUGUCAUCAAGAAACAAAAUAACUUUGACGGUAGAUCUGACUAAUAAUGUCAUAAGCUGUUCAUGUGACAACCUAGAUGUACUCGAGUGGAUCCUUGAACACACGUACCCAACUUCAAGUUUGUUGAUUCUUAAAAUGACGACAUGCUAUUAUACCCAUAAUAUCUCUUCAGGUCUUCCUUUACCUGUACUGAUCAGGAGCAAGGCAGAUAUGUACUUCCAAGUUUCCUUCCUGCAAAAGUUUUGUCUGUCAUACACGCCACUUCUGAUUUCGAUGGUUGUGUUACUCAUCUUUAUCAUGAAUGUCAUUAUUGGUGCUAUCAUACAUAGGUUUAGAUGGAAGAUAAGGUACUGGUAUUAUGUUGGGAACAAUAAAGAGGCUAGUGUUAAUGGCUACACAUCUAUCGAAGCGUCGUUAAGAUUUCAGCGAUUCAAAUACGAUAUAUACCUGGCUUACGAGGAAGAUGCUCAUGAAUUUGUUCUAGAAACACUGAGACCAAAACUCGUAGAACUGGAUUAUGUUGUGUUUGUACAUGACGACAUUCUUGAAGGACUGCCGCUUUGCAACGUUCUGACAAAAUCUAUUCAUGCGAGCCGCGUUGUUGUGUUUGUGCUUUCAAAUGGGUCCAGAGAAAGUUUGGAAUGGAAGAUAGCUGCACAUAUGACGAAUGAAGAAUCAAACCACAGAGGAAAACCGAUCGCCUUGGCGAUGUUCUACGAUUCCAACUCAACCCGAGCGCUCCCGGAGGGUUUACAGGUCCUUCGAAGGGAUGCGUUCAUCGAUUACCCUGCCAACGGCAGUGAAGAUGAAUAUACCGCCUUCUUUGAGGACUUCAAAGCUAAAGUAAAGAUUAUUAUGAAUACGACAUUUUGAAUUCAUAAGUACGUUUUGUACAUAAUGCCACAUUGUUUUGUUUUGUAAUGUAUUGAUCUUGAUAGUUGUUUUGUAAUAUUCACGAUAACACUUUCACAUUGGUAUUUACUACAAUUGUCCACAUGAUGUCACAUGUUUUAUUUGCUUGAAGCAGUAUUAUACAUUAUUGAUUUAUCUGUUAAUUAUUUUAUGUUAAUGCCAUUAUUUAAAAUAAACGGAUUUUGACUUUGUAUUAUAGGCUCAGCUAAACAACUUAAAUUGAUGACGGACCAUUUGUGCGGUGUUUGAAUAUGUUUUCACUGUCGGCUUGGAAAACAAAGGAUACUUGUUGUAAAUUUUACAUAGGCAAAUACUUUAUUUACUGAGAAAUUUCGAUUAGCACAAUUUAAUUAUACUGAAAAUUUUGUUUCUUGGGCGCUGAUUGUGCUAGAAACAUGCAACUGUCACCAGUAAAUGUUUCUUUCAACUGUAAUCUGCAAAAUAACAAGCUAUUAAUAAAUCACGUUAUUUAAAUUUAAAUCAGUAUUGAAUCGCAUUUGCAAUUGAAAGCUCGUGUAACUUGAUACAAACCUUCCGGUUUCAGAAAUGUUACCGCUUGUCUUUAUUUGUUUAAUUUUCUUAAAUGUAUAUAAUCCAGGCGUGUUUCUUUCAUAUUUGUCAUUUUAGCGUCAAUGAAGCUGAAGUGAAUAAACACGGCAAUUAUGUGUAUAUGAGAAAUAACUCAUAGGUUAACAUGUGUAUUAGAUACAUAUUCAGCUUGAUGCGCGAAAUAUCCUCAUAAAUAUGCAUACAUGAAGUCAUUCACCUGGUUCAAAUGAAAUGUGACAAUUUAUUGACGAUACGAUAUUAACUCUGUUUGGAAUUAUUUGUCGAUGAUAUUUUCCAAUGGUUGUCAAUUUGGUGUAACCCUCGUUCAUUGUUCCAUGCGCAAACACUAAGCAUUAUGAUUCGAUGCUGGCAUUGUAGUACCGAAAUUGAACCAUCUGUGUUAGUAUCGAUUUUGCAUUGUGUUAAUUCAUGU